Acanthochromis polyacanthus (spiny chromis) is the source of this 1849-nucleotide messenger RNA. RefSeq names its product retrotransposon-like protein 1. Lineage: Eukaryota; Metazoa; Chordata; Actinopteri; Pomacentridae. Gene Ontology annotation, cellular component: plasma membrane. The transcript is spliced from 4 exons. The record is from RefSeq and is a predicted model, not a curated record. The coding region runs from base 713 to 1348 and encodes 211 amino acids.
GGUAACAUUUGUACACAUUGUAGCAUCACAAGUUGAAGUGAGGCCAUUGAUAAAUACUAUACAGGGUCGAUGUGCAUCCUACACCUGUGUUUGUAAUUGGUCGUGAAAUAACUCAACCUUGCGAGGGAAAAAUUUAAAUAUGUGCCUUCCUCUUUCCAUAAAUAAGCGCUCUUUUGUUUUUCUUCUCUGUGCUUUCUACCACACCCGGAUUUACUUAGUCUUUUAUCUCUGAUCCCCCCCCCAAAGUCUACACCUACCUCAGAAGGCUCUAGCUGGUUUUUUCUUCACCGCUACCCACCCGUUCUGCAUUUUCUCUUCGCCUCCUAUGCACACGCGCUGUGACAUUGUUCAAACACACCCUAAAUUAGACAGCCAGUCUCUUACCACUCUGUGUUGUCCGUCAUCAAACUAUAUCUCCCGCUCACAGCUUUGGAAACCAGCAACGCUGCAAACGGUCUGCAUAGCUUCCUGUCAUUCCAGUCAAUGCAGACAACACAUAGUCAACCAAGGUAGAAAGCAGAAGAAGAAAGAAAAUACAGUCUUCCUGUUGCACUGCCAGCAUUCUGAAUGUCAAUCCACAAGUGGAUCUUCGAAUGACUACUUCAUCACUGCUUUGAAAGUACCAGGAGUUUGUAAUUCAAAGUUCACCCUGUACCGGACACGCCGAGCCAUUUGGGAUUUUCCUGCUUAACAGGAAUUUUUAUCAGGAGGCAUGAGUGACUCCAGCCCAUCUGAUACGGUUGUGGGGGUCCUAGUCGUCCUUCUAGUAGGCCUAAUUCUUUUGCUGAUUUUCUUGUACAAAAAGUUAAACAGGGAGGCCGAUGGACAAUAUACAAUUCGGCGCAUGGUCUAUAAGGAAGGAGGGGUGAGGGACCGGGUGAGAGGUGCAGCAUUAGCAGUGGAGACAUUUACUGGCAUCCAGCUGUGGCCUCGUGGUGAUGCAAAUGAGGAUGGAGAGGAAAUGCAGGAAAUCCAAGACGAGGAGGGGCAGGUGGAGGGUGAUGGUAGCCAGGGCAGUGACACGGAGGGAGAAGAUGAACAGGAGGAGGAUGACAUGGGGAAUGGCGGUCAGACAAAGAGCGAAGGAGGUCACUCUUCAAGCCAUAACUCAAGUUUGGAGAUUUCGGAGGCGGACGAGCAAGCCAGGCUGAUGGAUGGGCCAAACUCGAAAGAAGAGAUGGAGAAGAAAGGGGAGGAAAAGCAGGAGAAAGUGGGAGAAGAGCAAAAUAAACAGGAAACAAGUGGAGGGGCUGGACUGCUGAUAGACCUAAAGAAUUUCUCCGGAAGUGCCAUUUGGUCUGGAGAAGAGGGAGGUGAGGGUAAAGGCGGGGAUGUGACUGCACUGUGAGGACAGAAUCAGGACAUAUGUAUGGUGGAGACAUUGGAAAAAGUCUCUUUUUGGUCACGUUUGUAAGCAGGAUUUUAGAAAUGCCGAGGUCAGAAUUUUAAGUUCCCCUAAAUGGCUGUUUAAAUAUGUAUAUUUUUUUGCUUUUCUACUCUGAUAAGGGAAAAAAACAACUCUGUGAAAUAGUGUAAAAAUGCUGGAAUCAACUUAGAAACACUCGCCACAUGUAAGUUUUUCAUUCCAUCCAGACUCCUGAAACUUCUCAAAUUCUCUGGGGACAUGACCUCAUUUUCUUAACUCCACAUCCCGAGGCAUCAGGAUAAAAAGCUGACUGAUGAAUGAAGCUGUUAAACCCUGUUAAAUACGCAGGAGUACACUAUAUUGGUUUCUGAAUGUUUGUUAAGAACUAUUAACCUUGAUAUUGUGGACUGUGUAUUCCGUGUUUUUGUAUCGUAUGAAAUCUUUGAUCUAACUUACAUGACAAUUAAAAAAACAGGAAAGAUU